CAAUCAUUGGUUACACAAUGAAAGUGAUGUCACUAUUAAAUGGAUAACACAUGCAAUACAUGUGACACAUGUUGUGAUUGUUUUUGGAUGUAAUUAUCACUGAAAAAAAACUAAGAAGUAUUGGCCGCCAAUAGAUCACAUCAACAAAGAUGACUAACAAAAGGGUCAAUAAUAAGUUACCCACAAAUCUGCCACAACUGCAGAAUUGUAUCAAAAGAGAUGCCAACGGAUAUAAAGAUGAGUUUAACCAACAAUAUGAUCACUAUCGGUCACUUCUGCAAGUGUUUCAAUUUAAUCCAUCAGCCAAUGACAAGAACUUCCAGGAGUUGGUUAUGUUUAUAUCACACGUCAGCCACUGUUUUCCCAAAGAUUUAUCUGAAUUUCCCAAUGAAUUGAUGAGUACUUUGAAACUGUUUUCGGCAAAUCUGAAUCCCGACGUCCGUAUGACAUUAUGUCGCGCUUUAAUACUUUUGCGAAACAAAUCGCUGAUCACUCCUCAAGACAUGCUUUCGCUGUUCUUUGAAUUACUUCGCUGUAAUGAUAAAAAUUUGCGACAAUUUCUGAAACAACACAUUAUAACAGACAUCAAGAAUGUCAACUCAAAGCAUAAGAAUGCAAAGAUGAAUACAGUUUUACAAAACUUCAUGUUCUCGAUGCUUAAGGACAGCAACAAAGUGGCCGCAAAGAUAUCGUUGGAGAUAAUGAUUGAAUUGUAUAAUAAAAAUGUUUGGAAAGACGCCAAAACUGUUAAUGUGAUUGCGAGCUCUUGUUUCUCGAAGAUCACCAAAAUUUUAGUUACUGGACUAACAUUUUUUCUUGGCAACGAUGAAGUUAAGGAAGACUCGGAUUCAGAUGAUAGCGAUUCCGAUGAUGAUAAUCAACCGAACGCUUUGGAGGUUGCAAUGGCUAACAGAGUGAAUAAGAAAUCCAAUAAACGAAAGAAACUAUUGGCCAGAACUAAGAAAGCUGUUAAAAAAGCCAAGAAAAACGAUAAAGUAGUUUCGUUCAACUUUUCAGCCAUUCAUCUGAUCCAUGAUCCACAAACAAUGGCCGAACGGCUCUUUAAAUCUCUGCAGACUUGUAACGAAAGAUUUGAAGUUAAACUAAUGUUUAUGAACUUAAUUUCACGAUUAGUUGGUAUUCAUGAACUGAUUUUAUUGAAUUUUUAUCCAUUUAUCCAACGAUUUAUUCAAUCACAUCAACGAGAAGUUACCAAAAUAUUGCAAUACACGGCACAGGCAGCCCAUGAACUCGUACCGCCAGAUGUUAUUGAACCGCUACUCAAACAAAUUGCCAACAAUUUUAUAACCGAAAGAAACUCGAGCGAAGUCAUGGCCGUUGGUAUCAACUCUAUUCGUGAAGUAUGUUCUCGUUGUCCUCUUGUUAUGACUGAGGAUCUUCUUCAAGAUUUAGUUGAAUAUAAAACAUUCAGAGAUAAAAACGUAUCGAUGGCAGCGAAAUCAUUGAUCCAAUUGUUUAGAUUGAAAAAUCCGCAUUUGUUGAAAAAGAAGGAUAGGUCCAAACCAACUGAAGCCAAUUUGCAGAUUAAGGCCAAACAAUACGGAGAAGUUGUGGCCAGUGAUUUCAUUGAUGGUGUAGAAACACUUAAUGAAACGGUCGACAGUAAUAUUGAUGACAAUAAUGAUGAACCACAAGAUGAUGAUGACGAUAGUGAAGGUUGGAUUAAUGUUAAUCAUUCUGAAGAUGAAGAUAGUGAUGGCUUUAUAGAUGUCAGCGAUUCAGAUGAUGAGGAUGAAAGUGGUGACGAGGAAUCUAAAGAAGAUAUGAAAACUUCUAUAUCGGAUCCUAAAGAAAAAGCUGCACUCAUAUCGUCAUCGCGUAUACUAACUCAAGAAGAGUUUCGAAAAGUAAAGGCAAUACAACUGUCGAAACAGAUAUCGGCGGCCAAACCGCGAAAAUUUAAUAAAAAUGCUAAAUCUGAUGAACCACAAGAUGUGAGACAAGUAUUUGAACCAAAAGAAAUUGUUCCGUUGAAUGCCAUCGAAAGACUUUAUAAGAAAAGCAGAGCAGACAAAGAAAUGCGAUUAGAGUCAGUUCGCGAGGGACGGGAGGGAAGGGAUAAGUUUGGCGCUAAAAAGGGUAAAUCCAAUCCAUUUUCAAGUAAAAACAAGAAAGAAAACCUGAGAAAUAAAAACUUUCAAAUGAUUAAACACAAGAUUAAGACCACAAAGAAAAAAUCAUUUAAAGAAAAACAAGUGGCUUUGAAAAAUCGUUUACUUAAAAAAUGCAAAUAAAUUGUGUGUAUAAUAUACAGUACUAUACAUUAGAUAUAUUUAUAAUUUAUUUAUAUAUUUUUUGUAAAUAU
Oppia nitens is the source of this 2326-nucleotide messenger RNA. RefSeq names its product protein SDA1 homolog (gene Mys45A). Gene Ontology annotation, biological process: ribosomal large subunit export from nucleus; ribosomal large subunit biogenesis. The record is from RefSeq and is a predicted model, not a curated record. Bases 150 to 2255 code for a protein of 701 amino acids. The transcript has 5 exons. Gene Ontology annotation, cellular component: nucleolus. NCBI's taxonomy places the organism in Eukaryota, Metazoa, Arthropoda, Arachnida, Sarcoptiformes, Oppiidae.